Molecule: messenger RNA, 741 nt
Organism: Nilaparvata lugens (brown planthopper)
Lineage: Eukaryota; Metazoa; Arthropoda; Insecta; Hemiptera; Delphacidae
Exons: 5
Coding region: 190-525 (111 amino acids)
Source: RefSeq, a predicted model, not a curated record
AGAAAGAGAGAAGAGUUAACCAAGAUGGCAGGAAUUCUGUCUCAGUUUCAGUGUUGAUUGUCUUGAAGUUGUGCUGUGUUACUUUGUGUUGUUUCUGAGUAUUUUGAAAACUUAUUGUGCUUCAAGUGAAUAUUGGAUAUUUAUUUCGUGUAUUAAUCGCACUAUGCUAAUAGGCGGGCAUUGUUGGCGAUGACGCUGCCCGUGUCUAGUUAUGAGGAGCUGCUGACGCGCGUGCGCAGUCUGACUCAGGAGACCCGGCAGCUGCAGCGGCAACUAGACAGUCCUCUGCUCGACCAAAAUGACAACGAACACUCGAUGAACUCUUGGGAUACACCAGGGACUGGAUGGAACUUCACUCCCAGGGCUGCUCCUCCAUCCCUGAGUGCCACAACACCUGAUGCUCUACUUACUUCGGGUGAUGGGGAUCCUGAUCCAAAGGGAAGUCGCUCACGAAGUAUGUCGGCCUAUUUCAGAAACAUUCAAGUGUAUCAGUGUAUAAUCCAGUAUAUCAGAUGGGCCCGUUAAAUUAUCGGUCCCGGCUGAAGUAGACAGUCGUGAGUCCCAUUGACGGCAUAAAUGAUAUAUUCAGGCUAGGUGGAACUUCCGUCAGGGACUCCCCACUAAUAAAAGUCACACAAAUAUUAUUAUUAUCCAGUAUAUAACUGGUGUAACCAAGUGUAACUUGGUUAUUGCGGCUUCGACAACAGGUAUAUAACAGCAUUUAGGGUUUGCCAAACUAUA